AUGCCAAUCGUGAAGCAUUUACGACGUAGCAUUCACUUAAUCCAACUUUCCCAUGCCCGCAAUGUGCAGGAGACGGUGUUGACAUGGGGUAGAUACGUCGAGGACCCGCAGCUAGUUCUCCCCACAUCCGUUCAGCGACCCAUCGAAGGCUUAGCCGUUUACACUGAUGGGUUACUAUGUACUGUCACUACGGACUGUGGUUAUGUGUGUCGAACCCGAGAGAGUAUCCGAAAGCAUUGGCGCUAUGAGCAUGGCUGGUCCGUUGGAGUUGGUGGUCGUGUCCCAGAGCGGGAAUUGCCCACUGUUCAGCAGGCGCUCCAGGAGGCCAUGGGGCGCGUUGUGUGCCAGCGAUUUUUUAACGUUGCCGCCGGAUCGCAUUACAUCCAUGUUCGACAGCCGCCCAGCCCAUACACGCCUGAAGAGCCACCUACUCCCAUCGACGUGACUACCCGCAUUGCGCGACAGCUAGACCAAUUACAGCUAGAUUCGCAGAGCAACGGUCGUACGACCAUCCAGGCCGGCGAGGUUGACGAAGCGAAUUCAUGGCUUCGUCGGGCGCUGUGGGCCGAAUGUCUACAGGAUAUUGAGCCCGGUAAGCUGCUCGAUACCAUCGCGGCCCCGGCCGGCGAUGCAGACGGCAUCGAGGCCGUAGCUUUUACGAUCUGGAUCGCUAUGGGAGAGGUCGCCCAGAUCAGUCAGGAGAUCACCAAGGCCACCGGCAAUGCCAUCCGUAGUGACGCUGCGCGCAUCGAGAAGGGCCAGAGUGUCGGCAAGCCAUUACAGGCAUACAUGGACCCGGCCAGCAUCCAGAAGCAUGUCGAGCCAUGGCGGCAGAUUUUGAUGUUUUUCGUCCGGACCCAAGCACCGCACGAUUGGGUCAGCCCCACGUACCAGUUCACACGCCGCCAGCGUCGUGCGUGGGAACAGUUCUGGUCUGUCGCCCAGCUGGAGACCGACGCCCGUCGUGGCCGUAAUCGCGACGCUGACGAUGAGGAUCCACCCGAUGAUCCGUGGACAUUGAUCCGUGGACAUUGA
Molecule: messenger RNA, 1035 nt
Organism: Penicillium subrubescens
Lineage: Eukaryota; Fungi; Ascomycota; Eurotiomycetes; Eurotiales; Aspergillaceae
Exons: 2
Coding region: 1-1035 (344 amino acids)
Source: RefSeq, a predicted model, not a curated record